CUUCAGAACGCAAGGAGCCCGCAAGUGGAUGGCUAGCUAUGCAGAUUGUGAGAUGCAGCUGGGAGCUGAUGACGGACGUGCACACGUUUGGCUUCCGACGUUUCUUGUUGGUGUUGGUGCCCGACCAAAAACUGCAGCUGGACGAGCAAAGGAGCCGGUCACUAGUAGUCUUCGUUGUAGUGAAGCUUUUGACUCCGCCGAUCUCGUCACCAAACAUCUGCAGGAGCUGCUGCGCAAGAAGUGGAAGAAGCCCGUCAUCUGCCUCUACCCUACUGACAGCGGCGGCAGUACUCAAAACCAACAAGUCCACAUGUUACAACUAGCAGACGCGGAAGACGGCAACGUCAUAAUGUGGCCCGACUUUUGCCACGUGCACAUGCUUGCGAUCAGCAACAAGCAGGGACUCGAGAAGUUUUGCCGGGUGAUCGGCCGUGACCCGAGGGUCGUGGAGAAGCAUACUUACCUGGUGGUAUUUUGUUAGUUUUGAAAUAAAUGACCGUGGUCAUUUUUUAACUUUCUAGUGUUAACUGGUCGAGCGUUUUCUUCGGGUCUCUCUUGUAUUGCAUUCCUUCACCCAUCUGCUUACCAAUCUCCUUUGAUUAGCACAUGACUCAAAUUUAGCGCGUGUGCAACUCCUUCCUCAUCCAUCCCUGAAACACGUCCAACCAAACCCAUAGUCUCACUGUCGAAGGCGACCUCUCGUCUUCAUGUCUCUAAACACAGGCGUGGGGUGCAAACGAGAAGUCGAUUGGGCAGCACGCGACGAUCGACAAACGUUUCAGCG
This is a messenger RNA of Amoebophrya sp. A25, 784 nucleotides long. NCBI's taxonomy places the organism in Eukaryota, Dinophyceae, Syndiniales, Amoebophryaceae. The record is from the annotation of a GenBank genome assembly.